ACACACCAUUUUCAGUCGCUUUUCCAACCUUUUUUAUAAUCAUGUAAUAUCUGACGAGGAAGAAUCAUUUCGAAAAAUUAGUUAAUUAAUUGUAUUAAUUCAGGCUCCAAUUAUGAUUAAUUUGGUGAUUCAACUUCCGAUUUCUCAUUUAUUUGAGGAUCAAGGAAUUAGGGCAGACAUUCGGUGAUUAUCUUAUAUGAGAAGGGAACAGCUGCACCCCGAAAUCCCGCGUUUUUUUCAGAGUGAAUUGUGUGACAGAGAGGAUACAGAUUGAUUGAUUAAUUUUUUUAAUCCUGUGAUUGCGUGUUUCUCCGAAUUCCCGAUUCGGAGGUUGUAUGUAUAAAGGUUCGUUUUUUCAUUGCUCUGUUUUAUGUGAGGGAUUGAUUGAUCGUGGAUUCCUUUUAGUUAUUGUGAUUGUUGUAGCUGUGGAAUAUGUGUGGGUGGAGUUUGAAGUUUGGGUUAGCCUGUGGGUGGAGUAUGAAGUUUAGGGCUAUUAGAUAUUGAUCAACGAAAAUUCGAUUAUGGGAUUUAAGUUUUGUGCAGAAUUUUGACUGGAUCAAGUUUGUUGCAGCUGUUUUAGUCAUUGAAUUUGAGUGUUAUGAGCUGAAGAAAGCAUUUAGGUUUGGCGAUUUUGGGGUUGGGAAUGGAUGUUUGAGUUGGAAAGAAAUGAGUAUGUCACGAUGAGAGGGGAUGGAGGGUUGUUGAGUCGAUGGAUGAGCCUGAUAGGACAUUUUCUGCUCUGGUAGGCUUAUUUAAAUCUUGGAUGUCAUGGUGGUCGGAACCGGUACAUGUGUCGAGGGAUUUCUGGAUGCCCGACCAGAGUUGCAGGGUGUGCUACGAGUGUGAUUCACAGUUUAACUUGAUUAACCGGAGACAUCAUUGUCGUCUCUGUGGCCGGAUUUUCUGUGCCAAGUGUACUUCAAAUCGGCUUCAUAGUGGACAUAGUGGGCCAAAGAUUUCAGCAGAAGACUGGGAUAGGAUUAGGGUCUGCAACUACUGUUUCAAGCAAAGGGAGAAAGAGCAAUGGGGAAAAGAGUUGAUUGUGGCAGCUGAUGAUGGGCGGCAGGUGGAUCUGCCCAUCGCCAUCUGUACUUCUCCAUCAUCAGCCAGUUUCCUUAGCACCAGAUCAAGUGGCACCUGUGGUAGCAGUAGCACUACAUUUCUGUCAGUGUCACAGUCGCCUGCACCCAGCCCGAUGCAAUCACCGUCGACUGAAGCAGAUUUAGAUAGGCAGAAUGCCGGAGCACCAAAGAUCAAUGAUGCUGAUGUGGUCUCGGAGGAGCGAAACCUGUGUGAAGACCAAUUUGAUUAUUUUCGAAACAGGAGUGAUGACGACGAUGAUGAUGAAUAUGGAAUAUCUCAAUUAGAUCCCAUAGCUAGUGACUUCUCCCAGGUUAAUGGCUACUAUGGUCCUGUUAAAUUUGAGGACAUCAACAGUGAUUACAACUCACGUAAAGUUCAUCCUGAUGGAGAUGUGGUUGAUUCAAAAAGUACGACCAGCUUCCCGUGGCCAUAUAUUAAUUCUGAAAACACUGAAGAAUCACAGCAGAUUGCCGAGAAAGAUGCUGAGCACGACUUUGGUGACGAAUGUGAGGCACCUUCUUCUAUAUAUGUGGCAGAAGACGUCAAUACCGAACCUGUAGAUUUUGAAAACAAUGGAGUUUUGUGGCUCCCUCCCGAUCCUGAGGACGAAGAAGAUGAAAGGGAAGCACUUUCAUUCGAGGACGACGGUGAUGGGGAUGCUGCAGGAGAAUGGGGAUAUCUGAACAAUUCAAACAGCUCUGGGAGCGGGGAGUUUCGUAGUCGGGAAAAAUCAAAUGAGGAGCAUAAGAGAGUCAUGAAGAGUGUGGUCGAAGGCCAUUUUCGGGCUUUAGUAGCUCAACUCUUGCAGGUAGACAAUCUUCUUUCAGAGGAUGAAAAUGACAAAGAGAGCUGGUUGGAAAUAAUCAUUGCCUUGUCAUGGGAGGCUGCCACGUUGUUAAAACCAGAUAUGAGCCAGGGGGGGCAAAUGGAUCCCGGAGGAUAUGUCAAAGUAAAAUGUUUAGCUUCAGGGCUUCGAAGCGAGAGUUUGGUGGUCAGAGGGGUUGUUUGCAAGAAAAAUGUGGCUCAUCGACGGAUGACAUCAAGAGUAGAGAAACCUCGCUUACUGAUCCUCGGAGGGGCUCUUGAGUACCAGCGGGUUUCUAAUGCUCUUUCUAGCUUUGAUACGCUGUUACAACAGGAAAUGGAUCAUCUGAAGAUGGCCGUUGCAAAGAUAAGUGUGCACACUCCCAAUAUUCUCCUUGUUGAGAAAUCUGUUUCGCGCUACGCACAAGAGUACCUUCUUGCAAAAGAAAUAUCACUUGUUCUAAAUAUUAAAAGACCACUUCUGGAGCGUAUAGCCCGUUGCACUGGUGCUCAAAUCGUUCCUUCUAUUGAUCACCUAUCAUCAGAGAAGGUGGGAUAUUGUGAUAUGUUCAACGUAAUGAAGUUUACGGAAGAGCAUGGUAGUGCUGGUCAGGCUGGAAAGAAGCUGGUGAAGACUCUGAUGUAUUUCGAAGGUUGCCCAAAGCCACAAGGAUGCACUAUAAUACUUCGAGGCGCCAGUGGGGAUGAAUUGAAGAAAGUGAAGCAUGUCGUACAGUAUGGAGUUUUUGCGGCUUAUCACUUGGCUCUGGAGACGUCUUUUCUUGCUGACGAAGGUGCUUCCUUGCCUGCACUUCCGUUGAACUCUCCUAUCAAGGUGGCACUACCAGAUAAGCAAUCGACAAUUGACCGAUCAAUCUCAACUGUACCUGGUUUUUCAGUUCCGUCUGGGGAUAAGUCUCCCGUACCACAAUCUGUUGGUGAUCCACCGAGGUCGAGCGAUUUACCCCCUUCAGAUCUAAUCAGGGAAACAAUUGCAUCGGUUCACGAAUAUUCAGACACACAUAAUCUCCCUGCUUCUUUGAGCUCUCAGUAUGGCGAGCCUCCUAUAUCAUCUUCUGCUGAAGAAAAAGCUAUUCUAGACUUGGGCUUGUCCACCGAGGCAAACCCUAGUGAAUUAGACGAACCUGCUGGCGCGGCUGUUGAUAUCCACUCCUCUAAUCAUUUUGGAGAUUCACAUGUCAAAAUUAUGGAAAGUGAUGACUAUAACAUAGAUACUAUGAGCAAAAUUUCAAAUCUGGCAUCUUUGCAAACGGAUGGUCUAAAAAUUCCUGAUGAACAAUCUUCUUUGAAAGAAGAAUUUCCACCCUCUCCCUCAGACCAUCAAAGCAUCUUAGUCUCGUUGUCAUCGAGAUGUGUAUGGAAGGGAACUGUCUGUGAAAGAUCACAUUUGUUCCGGAUCAAAUAUUAUGGCAGCUUUGACAAGCCACUAGGCCGUUUUCUACGCGAUCAUUUGUUUGAUAAGAGUUUUGUAUGCCGCUCAUGUGAGAUGGCUGCCGAGGCUCAUGUUCAGUGCUACACUCAUCGACAAGGCACUCUGACAAUUUCAGUGAAGAAACUCCCUGAAAUUAUUUUACCUGGUGAACGGGAUGGUAAGAUUUGGAUGUGGCACCGUUGCUUGAGAUGUCCUAGGGCUAAUGGAUAUCCACCUGCAACUAGACGGGUUCUGAUGUCAGAUGCUGCAUGGGGGUUGUCCUUUGGAAAGUUCUUGGAGCUAAGCUUUUCGAACCAUGCAGCUGCGAGUAGAGUGGCGAGCUGUGGCCAUUCUUUGCAUAGAGACUGUCUUCGGUUUUACGGGUUCGGACAGAUGGUUGCUUGCUUUCGUUAUGCAUCGAUUGAUGUUCACUCGGUGUACCUACCUCCCUCAAAACUUGAUUUCAACUACAAAAAUCAAGAGUGGAUAGAAAAAGAAAUAAAUGAGGUGGUUGGGCGAGCUGAACUUCUGUUCUCCGAGGUGCUCAAUGCUCUUCGCCUCUUGGCAGAAAGAAAAUGUGGUGUAGGUGCGGUGAAUAGUGUCACGAAUGAUCAUGAAUCUAGGCACCUGAUUAUAGAUCUAGAAGGGCUCUUGCAGAAGGAGAAGUCAAUAUUUGAGGAAAUGCUCCGGAAAAUCUUGAGAAAGGAGGCAACAAUAGGGCAACCACUCGUUGAUAUUCUUGAGCUCAAUCAGCUGCGCAGAGAGCUAAUCUUCCAGUCUUAUGUGUGGGACCGGCGCCUGAUAUAUGCAGCUAGCCUAGAUUCCAAUAGCAAACCGAACAAGGUGGAGGUCUCCACUUCUGUGGCUGUUCAGAAAUCUCUCGGUGACACUGAAAGAAUUCUCGAUGUAAAUGUCCCAGUUCCGACCAGUAAAACUUUAAGCAGUUCCGAUUCAACUGCUGUUGAUGCAAAGCUCAAAGAAAAUCCUGAUCAUGGCCAAAUCGGUCUGCUCAACAAUCACCUUGAGGUGGUUCCACAAAGAACUGAUUCAUCCUCGAAUCUCGAUCAUGGAAAGCAGAAUCCGCUUGAACUCUCUCAUGAAGUAAGGUUCACUGAUUUAACGGAUCCUCUGGCUUCGAGUGUUAACGAACAUAGAGCUCACUUAGAUGGUCAAAGUCCUAUAUCUCUGUCGGAUACUCUUGAUGCUGCGUGGACUGGUGAGAGUCAUCCAGGUAUAGAUGUCCCUAAAAAGUGCAGUGUGUCGGAAUUAGCUGAAGUUGAUAUUUCAUCUGCUGUCAAAGGAGUUGACAAGUUGGAUACAGAGUACGAGAGAGAGGACUCGGCUUCCGGCUCGUCUACCAAAAGUUCUGGUGAUGUGGAUGACGCUGAAAGCUGGCUGACCACUCCGUUUUCUAUCUACUACCGGUCACCAAGCAAGAAUUCCUCAUGGCCGGACCUGAAGCUGGACGCGUUGGGUGGAUAUAAUCCAGUGUACAUUUCCUUGUUCCAGGACCCUGAACUCCAAGGUGAGGCCAUGUUACUUCUCCCGAUGGGGAUUAAUGAGACUGUCAUCCCAGUGUAUGAUGAUGAGCCAACAAGUGUUAUAUCCCACGCCCUCGUUUCUCAUGAAUACUUUGCCCAAAUCUCUGAUGAGCCCGAGAAACCCAGGGACACUGCAGAACCGAUGUUUUCAAUGCACUCCCUUGAUGUCGGUGCCUUUCCGUCGUUAUCAUCUUUGGACGAGGUGAUGUUGGAAUCGUACAGAAGUGUUGGCUCGGGAGACGAGAGCAUGCUGUCAAGCUUCCGUAGUUCCUUGAAUUCGGACCCAGUCUCGUAUACAAAUGCUUUGCACGCCAGAGUGUCGUUUACAGAUGAUGGACCCCUUGGGAAGAUUAAAUACACGGUCACCUGUUACUAUGCAAAACGUUUCGAUGCACUGAGGAGGAUAAGUUGCCCAUCGGAGGUGGAUUUUGUCAGAUCCCUCAGCCGUUGCAAGAAGUGGGGCGCCCAAGGUGGGAAGAGCAACGUCUUCUUUGCAAAAACUUUGGAUGAUCGGUGUAUCAUCAAGCAAGUGACGAAGACUGAGCUGGAGUCGUUCAUCAAGUUCGCCCCGGGCUACUUCAAAUACAUGUCUGAAUCAAUUGGGACAGGAAGCCCUACCUGCCUGGCAAAGAUCCUCGGUAUCUAUCAGGUAUCUUCAAAACAUCUUAAAGGAGGGAAAGAAACCAAAAUGGAUGUGCUGGUGAUGGAGAAUCUGCUAUUCGGAAGAAACGUGACGCGUCUCUAUGAUCUCAAAGGUUCAUCCAGGUCGCGAUACAAUCCAGAUUCUUCCGGAAGCAAUAAGGUGUUGUUGGAUCAGAACUUGAUCGAAGCAAUGCCCACUUCUCCCAUAUUUGUCGGAAACAAGGCCAAACGAGUACUAGAAAGAGCGGUGUGGAACGACACUGCUUUUCUCGCUUCUAUAGAUGUGAUGGACUACUCACUACUAGUCGGGGUUGAUGAAGAGAAGCACGAGCUUGUCCUUGGAAUCAUCGACUUCAUGAGACAGUACACGUGGGACAAGCAUCUCGAGACAUGGGUGAAGGCAUCGGGCAUUCUGGGCGGGCCCAAGAACGCCUCACCAACCGUGAUUUCUCCGAAGCAGUACAAGAGGAGAUUCAGGAAGGCUAUGACGACGUAUUUCCUGAUGGUCCCGGACCAAUGGUCACCUUCUAUGAUCGUUCGUAGCCAGUCGCAGACGGAGACGCCAGAAGAGAACUCACAGUCACAGAAUGCUGCACAUAUUAGUAUGCCAUCUGCUGAGUGAAGAAACCUCGUUUGCUUGUAUAUUUUGAAGCUCACUUCUUCAUUCUAUUUUUUUUGUAUAUCUAUUCUUCUGUAAGAAAUGGCCAUUUGAAUCUUAUUUUAUAGGUAGAUUCAUUAUUUUUUUAGGGAAAAAUAUAUUAAAGUCCCUCUUCCUUGUACACAUUUUUAUUGUGUUGCUCUUGUUUUCUCCCAUGAAUUGGAAGAAUUUGAAGUUGUGGAAUAUAUAAUAUAUCGAUGAAGUUUUGCA
Salvia splendens (bonfire salvia) is the source of this 6370-nucleotide messenger RNA. Its product is annotated as 1-phosphatidylinositol-3-phosphate 5-kinase FAB1B. Bases 710 to 6124 code for a protein of 1804 amino acids. The record is from RefSeq and is a predicted model, not a curated record. NCBI's taxonomy places the organism in Eukaryota, Viridiplantae, Streptophyta, Magnoliopsida, Lamiales, Lamiaceae. The transcript is spliced from 12 exons. Gene Ontology annotation, molecular function: ATP binding; 1-phosphatidylinositol-3-phosphate 5-kinase activity; metal ion binding. Gene Ontology annotation, cellular component: endosome membrane. Gene Ontology annotation, biological process: phosphatidylinositol phosphate biosynthetic process.